This is a messenger RNA of Coregonus clupeaformis (lake whitefish), 3044 nucleotides long. RefSeq names its product sodium-dependent serotonin transporter-like. Gene Ontology annotation, biological process: serotonin uptake; sodium ion transmembrane transport. Lineage: Eukaryota; Metazoa; Chordata; Actinopteri; Salmoniformes; Salmonidae. Gene Ontology annotation, cellular component: membrane; neuron projection. The transcript has 13 exons. Gene Ontology annotation, molecular function: serotonin:sodium:chloride symporter activity; serotonin binding. Bases 32 to 1813 code for a protein of 593 amino acids. The record is from RefSeq and is a predicted model, not a curated record.
CGGCGGACUGGCUUUUGAUAGUCCGCCAACCAUGACCCGCCAAGACACAGCGACCCCAACGGGAAGCCUGAGCGCCCAGGGCCCCUCAAACACCGGUUACAACAACAACCCUGUGCCGGUACCUGUGAUCACACAGAGGAACUCAAGAGACAAAUGGAGCAAAAAGAUGGAUUUUCUUUUAUCAGUCAUUGGCUUCGCGGUAGACUUAGGAAACGUGUGGAGAUUUCCAUACAUUUGUUACCAAAAUGGAGGCGGGGCUUUCCUCAUCCCCUACAUUGUCAUGGCCAUCUUUGGAGGGGUGCCACUAUUUUACAUGGAACUGGCCCUGGGACAGUUCCACAGAACUGGUGCCAUAUCCAUAUGGAAACACAUAUGCCCCAUCUUCAAAGGCAUUGGGUAUGCGAUCUGUAUCAUCGCGUUGUAUGUCUCCUUCUACUACAACACCAUCAUCGCCUGGGCACUCUUCUACUUCUACUCAUCCUUCGCCAGCGUCCUGCCCUGGACCAACUGUGACAACGCGUGGAACACUGAAAACUGCACCAACUACUUCCUGAAAGAUAACGUGACCUGGAACAACUACUCCAGGUCACCUGCUGAGGAAUUUUACACGAGGAAUGUUCUGGAGAUCCACAAGUCCGAUGGGCUGCAUAACGUGGGGGGUGUUCGCUGGCAGCUGAUGCUCUGCCUCUUUCUCAUCUUCACUAUCGUUUACUUUAGUCUCUGGAAGGGAGUGAAGACAUCAGGGAAGGUAGUGUGGGUGACGGCCACCUUGCCCUAUGUGGUGCUCUUCAUCCUGUUGAUCCGUGGUGCCACCCUACCAGGUGCAUGGAAGGGAGUGGUCUUCUACCUAAAGCCCAAAUGGGAGAAACUCUUCGAGACCAGUGUGUGGGUAGAUGCUGCGGCUCAAAUCUUCUUCUCCUUGGGGCCAGGGUUUGGGGUGCUCCUUGCCCUCUCCAGCUACAACCCCUUCACAAACAACUGUUAUCGUGAUGCCAUAGUGACCAGCCUGGUGAACUGCCUGACCAGCUUCAUGUCUGGGUUUGUGAUCUUCACUGUGCUCGGGUAUAUGGCAGAGAAGAGAAAUGUGAAUGUGGAGGAUGUAGCCAGAGACAAAGGUCCAAGCCUACUCUUCAUCACCUAUCCCGAGGCCAUAGCCAACAUGACAGGGUCAACGUUCUUCGCCAUAAUCUUCUUUGUGAUGAUGAUCACUCUUGGGCUCGACAGCACGUUUGGAGGACUGGAGGCUAUCAUUACUGCUGUGAUGGAUGAAUACCCUGAUUACCUGGCGAACAGACGGGAGCUGUUUGUACUGGGCUUGGUUGUUGUGUGCUUUUUGGGCUCCCUCAGCACCCUUACCAAUGGCGGGGCCUAUGUGGUUAAACUGCUGGAGGAAUUUGGGGUGGGUUCCUCCAUCAUUGCUGUUGGUUUUCUUGAGGCCAUCGCCGUUUCCUGGUUCUAUGGUAUCACGAGAUUCAGCAAUGACAUUAAAUCCAUGUUAGGCUAUUCUCCUGGAUUAUUCUGGAAGGUGUGCUGGGUGGCCAUCAGUCCUGCAUUUCUAGCGUAUAUAAUAGUGAGCUCCCUGCUCAAGCCACCCCCCCUCCAACUCUUUGACUACAAGUACCCAGACUGGAGCAUCACGGUGGGCUACAUCAUCGGUGCCUCCUCCUUUAUGUGGAUCCCUAUCUAUAUGGUCUACAAGCUGGUGUGGACCCCCGGAUCACUGAAACAGCGCCUAGCCGUGUGUCUGAGACCUGAGAGGACCAUUAUGCCAGAGAUCCACACAGACUCCCUCAACAUGAGUCCUGUUCCAUAGAAGCACCUAUGUUGCCAAGAACCCAGCCAGGCACAUUAUGUCACUACCAAUAUUCUCCUGAACAAGAACCAACUCAGCAGAUACAGAUCAAUCUCAUGGAGUGUUCAACUAGUCUUUUUGUUGUAGCUCAGUGAGUACAAUAAACACAAAUUGUCUGCAAGAGGGGACUUUAAUGUAAAGAGAAAACAUUUAAUAUGAAUUAAUAUUCAGUCUGAAAGCGUCCUUCAAAUACUGUCAGUAUACAGUUUAUUUUGGACAUAAAAAUGUAGGUCUGAUCACAAGACAGAUUUCUACAGCUAUCUUACUAAGAUAAGGUUGUAAGACUGAAGGACACGAUGCAGUCACUUAAUCAUCAAUUACUUCUUUCUGUUACAUUAUUAACAGUUAAAAAACAUGACCCAGUCACAUUAAAUUACCCUUGCAUGUUUUUUUUUAAUGAUGUACCCUUUUAAGCAACCACAGUGAGAACCAGCUUUGGAAAUUGUCUCAUCAAAAUCCCAAAACAUUACAUGCAGUGGAGAUUUUUAAAGAAAAGUAUCUUGUGUGUUGAAGAAUUAAUUCAAUAAGAUAAAUAAACAGAAAACGUUUACUAAUAACUGGUUUUCAUACAAAGAAUAGCAGAUAAUGUAAUUUGUUCUGUGUGAUAAGUAAAGUUACGCUGUGUGGCUGACGAAUGGUUGAUGUCUUAAAGGUUUUUUCAACAGAUUUUAACCGACAAUAGUUCCUCACCAACAUGCAAGUUAAAAGGAUUACCUCAAAUAAUGCAGUUAGCAGAUGAGACCAAAUACGCUGCUAAAAGUAUUUCCUUUUUGGUUAUGCUUUAUUUCAUAGUCCGCUAUUUACCUGGAAUUUACUUGGAAAUAAAGGUGAAAUGGUAAUCACAUAAUUAUUGUUACAUAAUUGGUAUCCUGGGUGGUACCAAUUAUUUAGAUAUACACUAGAUGACUAAUUGGGGGCGCUGUGUUGAAGCCACUGUGCCUCCAUCUUGGCACUCCACCACUGUUGAAAAAAAUAUUUAGAAAGCUAUAGAAAUGCAUAUAUUAAUGUCUACAUUCGUUUUUGCAACAUGUAUUCUAUUACACACCUUAAUGCAUUAUAUUAAAUUAUAUUAUGUGAGCUAAACAUAAAAAAUAAAAAUAAAUAUUCAAACAUUUCCCUUAAAGCAUCACUACAACAAAAAAUAAAUACAUGUAAUUUUGUCCUUAAAACAUUUAAUUGAAAUACUGUCGAA